AAAAAAUGGCGUCACUUUUCUCCAAAUGAAUGUUGUGUUCAAUAUAAAAAUUGGAUCAGUUCCAAAAACGAGUUCUAAUCGAUAGAGCAGAAAAACUCCAAAAAACUAUUGGAUACGUUCCAACGCCAUCUGCACAAAAUUAUCCCCAGACGAAUAUAUUUGAGUUCUCCCACGCAUAAAUAAACUUCAUUCUUCAAAAAUACUCCCCUCCCCCUCGAAGUGACUCACCCACCGUCAGACUGUCUGUAUUAAUUCCGAAAAUCCAUCGACAUAAAAAUCACAACAUAAAUAAAAAUUAUAGGUUAUAAAAAUAAAAACAGUGAAAAGUCCCUAUUGUGUCUGACUCGACGACAGCGUCACUAAUUCACCAUUGGGUCUUGGCACAUGUGUUGUAUCAUUUCACCACUCAUUCGUGCUUGUGACACGGUUACGCACUGCUGUGGAGUAUUGUUACUUAUUUCUGCAAUAAUCAUCCAACAAUAUCGUUAACAAACCAUAUGAAAUUACCAGCAAAUAAGUUAAAAUGGGUAACCAUGUGGGACGGAGUGCCGAUGGAACUGGCAAAAAGAGUGCAACAAUGACAAAUAAUACAAAUAAUAUUAAGUCAAUGUCACGUACCCCAUCGGGCACCGAUAUCGAGCACAAUUUUGUCACGCAUUUCAGGCCCGUUGAUAAACUCAGCAAGAUUUUAUCGGAGCGCAAUCAUCACGAUAACGAUGGUCAUGGUGUCUCCGAAGACGUAUUCAUAAAGUACCUAUUCCCCCAUUACUCAGAGUUCGCUUCAAGGCUGUAUGGCUACCUCCACAAGUCGUCGAAGGCUACGACGAAGCACCUGGGUACAUCAGCCUUCAAACAGCAGAUUGAGAAGCUCCUUGGAAUAAUGAAUGACAGGACUGUGUUGGAUAUUUAUGUUAAAAUGUACUCUAAUACGAUGGACGAGAGUGGUGAGGUGACGCCACAGGGCCUAAGAGACUUACUCAUGAUUUCUUACCGAUUAGCGAUGGACAACGAAUCGACCACAUGUCCUUAUGUCCACAAGACCAUCCACGCGGCUGUGACUUCUUGCUUUCAUGGAAAAGAAAUUCUUUCUGUGAGCUUCAUCAGCAAUUGGCUUUGGCAGCAUUGUCCACGAGUUGUUUACGGAGUUCAUCGUUACGUUGUUCACGUACUUACAACGGCAUACCGAAAUGGCCAAGCACUUUUGUCCACUGAAGAGCUGCAACCGCACAUUGGCCCAGUUACACCAGUUCUGGAGAAAGUACUUUCCUUCGAGCAAGCAGAUAACAUGUUACCACUGAGUCAAGUCUGGCUGUUGUCUACGAGUUUACCUUUUUGUUUUAUACAGACUGAAGAGUCGCCGAGCAAAGAGAGUUCCGCAGUUUUUUCGUCGAAGCUCUCCAGUUAUCCAUGCCCCAGUCACUGGACCCUUCUCUACACCAGUGAUCAGCAUGGAGCUGGGGCUAACCGUCUCCUCCAUCACAUCCUGGGGUACAGGGGCCCGACGAUUGUAUUUAUUCGGGGAGAGAAUGGCAACGAGGACGGCGUUACUUACUGCAUAUGCUCGUCCAUUGAAUGGCGAGAGUCCCAUUUAUAUUGGGGAGAUGAAGACUGUGUCAUCAUCGAGCUUCAACCGUCCUACCGAAUCGUGGAAAAAGGGCCCAAAUUGUUGUACUUAAACACGAGUAUCAGGGGAUAUCCGCAUGGCCUGAGAGCUGGCAAGGAUCCACGUAAUCCAUAUAUUAAUGUUGAUCAGAGCUUUGCUUCAGUCAGCUUUGGGGGUGCACCACACAGGAUAAAGAGUAUCGAGGCUUGGGGAUGCGGGGAUCGUAAGUCCAGAGAACGACAGUUGGAGAUUAAAAAAUGGCAAGUUAAGGAGGCUGAGAGGCAGCGAGUGGUUAAACUGAGUGCAGCUGACUGGCUAGAUCACCCCGAUCGUUAUUUAUUGGAAUUAGCCGGCAGGCCGUCCUACGUCAAUGCUGAGAAAUGAAUAAUUCGUAUUUCAUUGUUCCAAUGGACAAUUUUUUGAUUUUUUUUCUUGUGUAUAUGUAAAUAUAACGAUAGAAUUAUUUUUUAAAUAGAGGAAAAUUUUGUUUCAUUUUAUUUUUACUCCUCGUCUUGGCGAUUUUAUGAUGAGGAAAGGAAGUUCAACCGCAUGGCCUUAAAAAAUAAAAAUAGAAUGAAGGAUGAAGCGAA
Molecule: messenger RNA, 2193 nt
Organism: Diachasmimorpha longicaudata
Lineage: Eukaryota; Metazoa; Arthropoda; Insecta; Hymenoptera; Braconidae
Exons: 5
Coding region: 524-1987 (487 amino acids)
Source: RefSeq, a predicted model, not a curated record